Messenger RNA from Acanthochromis polyacanthus (spiny chromis), 3540 nucleotides. It is a transcript of the gene casp2, whose product is annotated as caspase 2, apoptosis-related cysteine peptidase. Gene Ontology annotation, biological process: regulation of apoptotic process; proteolysis. The record is from RefSeq and is a predicted model, not a curated record. The coding region runs from base 163 to 1551 and encodes 462 amino acids. The transcript has 12 exons. Gene Ontology annotation, molecular function: cysteine-type endopeptidase activity. Lineage: Eukaryota; Metazoa; Chordata; Actinopteri; Pomacentridae.
UUGCCCAUGUGGCCCCGCCUCUCAUCACAAGCCGCGGAAGUUGCUUUGCAGAGGAUGUCGCUAAUUUGGUUGAAACAGUGACGGACACGGAGACGGUUUGCGGUAGUUUUUUUCCUCGGUUUUACCUUCUGUUGCAGGAACACGGUAAGAGCCAGACGGAUCAUGAUGAAGUGUGGGAUGUCGGAUCGGGACCGGCAGGCUCUGAAGAGGCGUUCAGCAGAUCUGUGCAAACAGCUGGUGGUGGACGAGCUGCUGGUCCAGUCGCUGCAGGCCGACAGCAUCCUGACGGACGGCAUGGCGGAUAGCAUCCUGGCAGAACAAACGUUACAGAAACGCAGCUGGCGUUUGCUUUUUCUUUUACCGAAACGAGGACCUCGAGCCUUCAGCAGCUUCAUCUCGGCUUUAAAUGAAACAGAACAGCAGCACCUGAGCGACCUCCUGACACAAUCACCCGAGAGAGAUGUCGAUAAUCUUUGUCCUGAGGAAGAACCGGAGGGAAAGUCGGGACGGCUGGUCAUGGAGAGAAGAGAGAAGAAGAGAGAGAGGUCUGGAGAUUCUUCUCUUCCGCUUCCAAUUCAGGAGGAAGUAUCAGCGAAGCGACAGAGGACUCAAGAGUCCAUGGAGUUCAGCCUGGAUGCCGACAGUCCCAUCAACACUCCCGUCCUCCCCUGCACUCCUGACUUUUACCUCUCUCACUGCCAGCAGUCCUACAGAAUGAGCUCGUCUCCUCGUGGCUUUGCUCUGGUCAUCAGUAACGUGACCUUUGACUCUCACGCUGCCCCUGACCUGGACCCCAGGAAGGGAGGUGAGGUGGACGACGAGGUCCUCAGGAAGGUCUUCACGGAGCUGGACUACGUGGUGGCCGUCCACAGAGACAAAACUGCUCAGGGCAUGAGGAGCUGCAUCGAGAACUUCUGCAGACGUCCGGAGCACCAAACGGUGGACAGCUGUGUGGUGUGUUUGCUUUCUCACGGUGUGGAUGGAGCUGUUUAUGGGACAGACGGACAGCUGCUGCAGCUGGACUGGGUGUUUCAGUCCUUCGACAACGCUCACUGUCCGCUGCUGCAGAACAAACCAAAGAUGUUCUUCAUCCAGGCCUGCAGAGGAGAGGAGAUGGACUGUGGCGUGGAGCAGAUGGACGGACCGGUGAGGACCGGUUCUCCCAGCUGUGAGCAGCGGGACGCUGGGAGGGAAGGACAGGGAGAGUCCCGGCAGAGAGGAGAUCUGGGGAUCAAACCGAGGAUCAAACUGCCCCAAAGGUCCGACAUGAUCUGCGGCUUCGCUUCCCUCAAAGGUCAGACAAUUUGCACAGCAGCGAUGAGGAACACCAAGAGAGGAUCCUGGUUCAUCCAGGAGCUCAACUCUGCUCUCCGCCUCCGCUCCAGAGACACUCACCUGGCCGACAUCCUGGUGCAGGUGAACGCUCGUAUAAAGGAGAGGGAAGGUUACGCUCCGGGAACCGCCCACCACCGCUGCAAAGAGAUGUCGGAGUUCACCAGCUCGCUGUGCAAAGACCUCUACCUGUUCCCCAAGCACCAGCCCCAGUAUUAGAAAGCAAAUCUGCACACAAAGCAUUCCUCUGCAAACUGCCACACAUUCCCAGUUACCAAGCACAGACACGGAUCCAGCAGAGGGAAGCUUCAUCUACAUGGACUUAUUAGCAUACAGUGCGCUCAUAUAUGUGUGACGAUGCCAGUUAGAGGGUUUACUCUCUAAUCCUUCCCAGGUUUCUCUUUUUAAGAUGUAUUUUAUACACAGAUCUAUUUUUGUGGCUUUUAUUUUGUACAGAGUUUUUUUUUGUAAGUAUUUUUACGCCUCUUUUUACCUGUACGUAAUGAUCAUUCCCUGUUGUUGCUGCAGUGACAGGCAGGGGGCAGCAGAGCAGAGUUUAAUGCAUUUCACCACCUCCAUUAUUCAAUUUAUCUGCAAAAAUGAGCUUUAUUGUGACAGAAGUUACAGAUUUACCAGGUUUUUGACGAAUCAUUUGACUUAUAAAGAGGGGGGGACGGCUACAGGGCAGCUUUAAGUGUUCGGAUCGUUUUUUUUCCCGCGUCGGGGCAUCCAGAGCUCCCCCUGCUCCUGUGGUGGUGGUGGUGGGCCGGACACGGUGCUACAUGUAGGGUCUGAGCUUUACUAACUCUAGUGUUUCCUCCUGAGUCGUAUUUUACUGUAGCCGCUACAGUAAGUCUUCCACACCGACAUGCCAUGUGAGGAUGAUCCGGAGAGUAAAUUUAUGGCCAUGGCGGUGCUUCCUCGGUGUAUUUUGUUCGUUUGGCACAAAGAAAUUUAUCCCUCGGAGCUCCGACGGUGCUCGGAAAAGCUCCCGAGUGAAUUUACAGCAGGGUUGUAAAGACGGAAACAGUGUUGAUGCUGAGGAAGGUGGAGGCUAGAGAGUUUAUCCCUGCUCUCCUCCUGUACCAGGGGUGUCAAACUCCUUAGUUCAGCUCGUAAAAUCGGAGCGUAAUGGCCUAGAAAUGACCACAACUCCAUAGCUUUCAGUUUGUUUUACUGCAAAAAAGUACACUCUGAAAAUGUCACUUUUGAGGAAUUAUUUAUUUAUAAAAUAUGAUAAUCGACCUGAAAUUUCUUAAGAAUGAGUUAAAUUUCAACAACAUUAUGCCUCAGUUUAUCAUUUACGUAUUAAAGCCUACAGGUCACAGAAAGUCUACAAAGGGACACAUUUAGUCAUCUGGAACUGAAUGAGUUAGUAUUUUAUUUAUGAUCUAAGUGACAAAAAAACAGCCAAAAUAAGAUAAAAUAUUACAAAAAUGAGACAUGAAACGACAAAAGUGAGAAACAAGAUGACAAAAAAAAUGAGACAAAAACGUUACAAAGCGACAAAAAACAAGCGAGACAAAAAGGAAACACAAAAUGAUAAAAUGAGACAAGCAACAAGUCAGACAAAAAACAAGAGAAAGUAUUACAAAAUCGAGAAACGAUGACGAAAAUGCGACAAACGACAUGCUGAACAGAAAAUAGGCAAAAAAGUUACAAAGUGACAAAACUGAAGCAAAAAAUGACACAAACGAUACACAAAAGAAUCAAAAGCCAAACAUAAAAUGACAAAAAUGAGACAAAACACACAAGAAAGACAAAAAGGAAACACUAAAUGACAAAAAGCACGAGGCAAGCGACAGAAGUCAGACAGAAAGCAACAACAAAACAAAAUGUUACAAAAAUGAGAAAUAAAAUGACAAAUGCAUGACAAGCAAUAAAAAUCAGCCAAAAAAGACAAAAACUAAAGUGGGAACCAUAAAUAAAGAAGAUUAAGUUUUCUUCUGGCCGGAUUAGACCCUCUGGAGGGCCGUUUUUGGCCCGUGGGCCUCAUGUUUGACACCUCUGUUGCGGUUUUUAGAGUUAACGAACUCAAUUUGAAGAGAAAAGUGCUGAAGCGGUAUUGAAGCGGAGUUUUUCUGCAGGAUGAAGGAUUUAGAAGGUCCAUAUGUGCUGCCAGGUUCUGUUCAGGAGGCGUGGAAGGAUUUUUUUUUCUGUCACUAACUGCCAAAUGUUCUUCACAAUAAAUGGACCGUGAGUUUUAAA